AUUUAUUUAUUUAUUUUAUUUAUUUAUACUAUAUAUUUCUUCCUUUUUUUACAUUCGUAAUUACUCUUCUUAUAAAGUUAUCUUAAAAAAAAACUGAUCCGAAAAAAAAAAUACCAAAAAAAUGGAUUAUUAUUGUUUAAUACAAGUACGACUUGAAGGUCGUGACAUACCAGUUGACGUUGGUUAUUCACAAGGAACUUCUGUUCAAGCUGUGCUUGAAAGGGCAUGUAAAACUUUGAAUAUUUAUGAUUCUUGGAAUCACGCUUUAUAUAGUGAAUUAUUUAAAACUUGGUUAUGUGAAUCACAUUUAUUAUCAUCAUAUCCAGCUGAAGAUACUUUAAUAGUUCGAAAAAAGACACCUGAAUAUCUUGAACUUGUAUAUAAUGAAGAAAAUCCAAAAAAGCGUAAAGUAUCAUUAUCAACAAAUAAUACCGUACAAACAAAACGAAGAGGAGUUUUUAGUACUACUAAAACAUCUUUGAAAACGCGUUUUCAUCCUGAAACAGUUUAUUUAACUGCUAUAUUAUUUUCAAGUGAUAAUAAAAUAUUAAUUACAUCAGGUACUAAAAUGUUUCCUACUGUAGAUGUAAUAAAAGAUAGUAAAAUAUUUACCAAUUUUGAAGAUGAUAGUGAAGAAUUUGCUCAUGUUAUAAGAACUUCUUUGGAUUGGGCUACUUCAUCUGAAUUUGAUCAUAAAGAUGAUGAUUCGGAUUCUUUACAUUCUUCUCAUUCAAAUAAUACUGGUACUACUGAUUCUUCUUCUGAUAAUAAUAAUUCUUCUCAAUAUUAUGGUGAUCAAGAUACUUUAUGGACUCGUUCUUUUGGUCAAGCUGCUUUAAAAUUAAAGAAUGAAUUAUCUUUAGAAUCUUUAGGAACUUUAUAUGAACAUGUCGUACAAAUGAAUACUUCAAAAUCAAAAUUUAUUGUAGCCCUUCAACAUGUACCAAAUUGUAUUAAAGAUGAAAUAGCUCCUGAUCUCAUAAAAUCUGGUGUAUUAAAAUGGAAAAAUUUUGAUGAAACUAGUUCUAUUUAUCAAAAAGAUCCUCAUCCUGUUUGGUCUAAUUUUAUUGAAAAAUGGUGUUCUCGUCAAACAAAAUUAUCUCCUGGACUUUAUUUAGGUGUUUUAUAUACUGAAAGUACUUUACAAGGUAUUAAAAUUUUAGUACCAAAAGAUCGUAAACAAUUCAUUCCUUUAGGUAAAGUAAGGGAUGAAGCUACUAUUACUCCUGAAGAAGCAAGUUGGAUUAAAUCUUUAACUUGUUUAAGUCAAGAUUGUUUCAUGGAUUUAGCUAUGGCUACUAGAUCUGAUCAAGAUAAUAAUAAAUCAUCUUUAGGACAAUUUCAAUCUUCUUUUUUAGAUUGUUAUCAUAAAUUACAACUUGAUACUAAUUUAAAUUGGGAAUCUGGUGAUAUUUAUGGUGAUCAAACUGUUGAUAUUUAUUUAGAUUUACAAACUAAUCAAAUGUAUACUAUGAUGGGUGAAUUAGAUGAUAAUAUAAUUGAUCAAUAUAAUGGUAAUUCUUCAUCAUCUCAAAAUGAUUUAUAUUUAGAUCCAAAUAUUAUUAAUAAUAAUAAUAAUAAUAACAUUUAUAAUAAUAAUAAUCACAAUAAUAAUAAAUUUAAAAACUUUUAUAAAAGUACUAGUAAUAAUAAUAGUAAUAAUAAGUUAGAACAACAACAACAACAACAGCAACAACAUCAAAAUCAUGAUAAUGAUGAUGAUGAGAAAAAAGAACAAAAAGAAGAUUCUCAAAUAGAAAAAGAAUUAGAAUUUGAGAAACGAAAACAGCAACAACGGGAACAAGUUUCAAAAGAUUCAUUUCGAAAUUCUAUCAAAUAUAAUGAGGAGGAUCAAGAAGUAAAUUAUGUUAUUGAUGCUGAUGAUAAUGGUAAUAAUGAUAAUGAUGAUAAUAUAGAAAUUAUAGUAAAAGAUGAAGAAUUAAAUAAUAAUGAUGAUGAUAAAGGAAAAAUUUUUAAAAUGUCAUUAAGUGCUCCAGAAUCUGAAUAUGAUGAAGAUGAAGGUGGUUCAAUGGUUAAAACUUGUACUUCAACAGGUGGUGCAACUUCUGUUGCUGAAGAAAUUGCAUCUUCUUCAAUUACCUCUUUUAACGUUGGAAAUACAAUUAGACCUUUCAUUCGUAUAAUUUUAAUUGUGAAACCUAUGCGUCAACCACAUCAAAUUCGUGGUCCUUACUAUUCUCGUUUAUGUAUGUUAUAUCCUUUUCCUUUAUAUGAUGCUCUUCAACAUGCUACCUUUAAUACUUCAUUAUAUGCUUGUUCUCGUCGUGCGAUGCAAAUUUUACAAGCUUCAAAAACUUAUUUUACUCAAGAAGUAGUUAGACGUUUACAAAAAGUUGAUAAUUUUUCUGAAGUAAAUGAACAAAAUCUUGAGGAUUUCUUUUUUGAUCCUGAUGAAUUUAAUAAAGUUCCUGAUGAUGCUCGUAAAAUUCAGCAAGCUAUUGAUGUUAUUCGUGAUGAAAUUGUUACUUUGAGACAACAAUGGAAUGCUUCUUCUUGGACAAUGACAGCUAUUGAAUGGGAUCGUCAAAGAACAAUGCAAGCUUAUAGUUUUGGUGGACGACCAAUGACUCUUAAUGUUUCCAGAUCUGGUCCAAGUCGAGCUGCUUCGGUUUAUAAUUUAAGUCUUUCCAAUAAUAGUACUGAUGAAGAUAAUAGUGUCAAUAGAAAAAGAUUAUCUACCAACUCAAAAUUUUCUUCUGAUACAGUUUCACAAAUUGAAAUUCUUCGAGAUGUUAUGAUUCAUGCACCUGAUCGUGCUUGGAAUCAUAUUAAUUUCUUAGGAAUUCCAAUACCUACUAAUAAUGAAGUUAAUAAUAAUAAUAAUAAUAAUAACAAUAAUAAUACAAAUAUAUCUAAUAAUAAUAGUAAAGAUAAGAAAAAGAAACAGAAUGAUAAACAGAAUUCCACUCAAUCUUAUUCUAGAUCUAUUCCACCAGUAUUAGCAGCAUAUUUAGCUUCAUCACCUGUUAUUGUAGCUCCAACGAUAAAUCGUUCUUCUUCAAUAUCUUCUACAAUUUCAUCGAUUUCAUCAAAUGCUUCUUCUCCAGGAGGAACAAGUAUUUUACCUGCAAGAAAGAGAUCCGCCGGACAUCGUCUCAUGAGAACUUUUGGUUUUGGAGGAAAUCGAAAUAAUAAUGUACAACAGCAACAAAUCAAUUAUGGUGAAUCUUCCGAUCUUCUUAAUAUUCAAAGUAAAGGUGGUUUAGAAAAUAAUAAAAAUCUUACGUCUAAAACAAAGAAAAUGAAAGAACUUCAAAUUGAAGAAGAAAAUGAUGAUGAUGAUGAUGAUGAUGAUGAUGAUGAUGAUGAUGAUGAUGCAAUCACCAUUACAAUUCCUACUCCUUCAAAUCAAUCUCAUCAACUUAAUCCAAUUAUUCCAUCAUUUACCCUUGAAUCUGCCGAAAUUGAGGAUGAAAAAACGGAAGUUCAAUCUUAUAAAUUAGAAGAAAAUGUGUUAUUAUCGAAUUCUGAACAAAAAGAAGUUAAAAAGAAUGUUGAUGUUGUUAUUUCAGCGGAAAAUUUUGAUGAUUAUAGUAAUGUUGAAAAAGAGAAUUUAAACAAAAUUGAUAAGAUUGAAAAUACUAAUGAAUAUGUCGAAGUUAGCAAAAAUAUUAUUGAGAAUGAAAGUAAAAUUUUAGAACCGAAAUUAAUAUCAAAAGUUGAUCCAGAAUUUCAAAAUUUAAUUGAUAUUAUUGAAAAUAAGUCAAAAUCACAAUUGGAAUCAGAUACUUCUAUAACAUUACGUAUUGAGGAAAGUAAUAUUAAAAACAACAAUAAAACUUCUACAAAUAAUAUAAAUAAUGAAGCUUUAAAACUCACUAUUGUGAAUGAAAAAGAGGAAGAUAUUAACGUUAAUGCAAUACUAGAAGAAUCACCAAUAGAUCCAAUAGAUAAGAGUGAAAAUAAGGAUGAAAUCAUUAAAGAAAAGGAAUCAUUUAAUAUUGAUUUGGAAAAAGUUGAUGGAGCUGAUACUAUUAUGGAUGUUGAUGUUGCAAUUGACGAAAAUAUAGAAUCUUUGAGCGCAUCAAAUAAAAAAUUAACGAUAGUUUCUGAAGAUUCAAUGAAUAAUACAUUGGCUGCAUCCAAUUCUACUUCAACUUGUACUUCUACGACUCAUACCACUACUACUUCAGCUACUGAUACUCCAUUAUCAUCAAGAGAUUCAUCUUCUCCAUCAACACCUCAUCCUAAUCCUCCUCCGUCAACACCAACAAGUGGACUUGUUCUUACUCAACCGUCGCUUUCUAAUGCUUCGUUUUCUUCUUCAGUUCCUUCCACUCCACAUUUUCCUCCUCCUCUAUUUUCACAAUCAAUUCCUCCAACACCUUCGACGCCAUAUUUUCCAGCUGAAUUUUCACUUUCACUUUCACCUGAGACCUCAAGACCUGAAACUCCUGAUUUUCCUCACGAUUUAUCUCAUCAAUCAUCACCACCAACACCCCAGCUUGUUCCUCAGAAAUUAUCAGAAAUAGAAACUAACGGUCCCCAAGUUCCUUUGUCUUCUCCAUCAUCAGAAACCCCAUUACACACAAUUUCAUCAUUUCCAUCAACUCCACAAUUUUCACCUUCAGCUCAAAAUUCGAGACCUUCAACACCUCAAUUGAAUUCACCGACAUUGUUUGAGGAAUUGAAAAAAGCGACAUUAUAUGCACAACCUCAAUCUCCUACUGCACUUUAUGAAGAAUUGAUUAACAUACAAAAAACUAAUUCUUCACCACCCUUCCAAAUUUCUCCUCCCGUUUCUCCGUCAUCACUUCCUCCUCUUCCCUUAUCAGUUCCAUCAACCCCUCAAUCAGCAUCGCACUUUUCGGUUUCUAUUUUUAAAGAAAAAUUUCCUACACCAGUCAUCUCUACAAAAAAUUUAUCCCGAACAACGACUUCACCACUUGUUAGUCCUGUAUCUAAAAUAUCAACCUCACCAAUAUCUACACAUGUUGUAACUACUUCUAACACAAAUUCCACAAAUUCACCUACAUUAAAAUCACCUUCAUUGUCAUUGAAUUCACCAAUGAUAUCGAGACCUCCUCUUACUCGAUCAAAAUCGGCAUCCGGACGACCUACACCUCCUCCUCCAUUAUCUGUUUCAUCAUCAGCUCGUCCACCACCACUUCCUCUUCCUCCAACAUGGCCGACCCUUAAAAAAACUAAGAAACCUGAACUAAAGAAGGAUGAAACGGAACUAGGGGCAGAUCUGUUUACUCUUCAACGUAAAACACGUUCUAGAGCUUCAAGUCUAUCUGAAGGAAGUAGUCUGGAAUUGAAAAGGAGACAAGAUUCGCAUGGUUUAGAUGAAUACAAUGAACAUAUUGGUUUAGAACAACAAAAAAUAACUAACGAUAAUACUACAGGUUUAAAGAUUAUCUCAUCUGGAAAUGUUUCAAAGCCUCAGACAAAUGGAACUUUUAAGAAUCUUUACUUUGAAAAAUCUUAUAUAGAGUCAAUACCGAAAAAUCAUGAAUUUUUAACGGACAUUAAAUCAACAUCUUUAACAAAGGAUGAACCAAUUGCUACUAAUGAAGUAAAAGAAUUAAAUGUAAACAGUGUAGUUAAUAGUAUCGCGAAUAGAUUUGAAAGUCGAAUACUCACUCACCAAAAUAAUGAUGGAAGUGAAAGAAAUGAUGGCGAAUAUUUACGUUAUUUACAAUUUUCAUAAAAUUCAUUAAAGUUAUUAAAAUCUAACGUUGAAUAUUUAUUUUAUUAAUAUUUUGUAUAGAAAAUUUUUUCAUAUUAUAUUAUUAUUGAAUUAGAAAAGAAAAAUAUAAUAUUUUUCUUUCUUUAUCUUUUAUUUAAUAUGUACUUAUAAAAAAUUAUAUUUGAUUGUA
Rhizophagus irregularis DAOM 181602=DAOM 197198 is the source of this 5843-nucleotide messenger RNA. RefSeq lists its product as uncharacterized. Lineage: Eukaryota; Fungi; Glomeromycota; Glomeromycetes; Glomerales; Glomeraceae. The record is from RefSeq and is a predicted model, not a curated record.